Messenger RNA from Menidia menidia (Atlantic silverside), 1254 nucleotides. The record is from the annotation of a GenBank genome assembly. Lineage: Eukaryota; Metazoa; Chordata; Actinopteri; Atheriniformes; Atherinopsidae.
AUGCAGGCUGUGGUGAAGUUUGUCCAAGAGACGGCAACAGCUGGUAAGGAGUUUCUCAGAUGGAGUGACACUUUCUCUGCAUCCCCUCCUCAGUCAUCCAGAAUGGAGGAACUCCAGAGAAAACUGAACCAGCACUAUGAAGGCAACAAGCCCAGAAAGGUGAGGUUCAAACUGGCGUCAUCUUACAGCGGCCGGGUAUUGAAACAUGUGUAUGAGGACGGUCAGGAGCUGGACAGUCCAGAGGAAAAAUACCCCCACAGCUUCGUCCACCGUAAAAUCCCUCCCAGCCACCUUGAGUUGGAGCAGCUGUGUGGGUUUGAGGACACACAAGGGGGCCAGUCAGGUGUACCCCAUCCAACAGGGCUCAUUGCCCAAAGAAUUAAUGUGUACAGAGGACUGGCAAGUUACAAGACAGCUGCCAAUAAGAGUGACGAAGCAGAGGACAGCAAGUCGUCUGUAUUAGACUUUGGCAAGAUAAUCAUCUACACCAGCAAUCUGCGUAUCAUUAGAGCACCACCAAAGAAGUCUGAAGUCAUGCCGCACCCCUCGGUUGCUCCAGCAGACUCUGAGGAAUAUCCCAAAGCCAGGGACAGGGGGAGCAGGAGGAGGACUAAAGCUCUCCCCUCACCAGAGGGGCCGGAGAGGGAAGGGAAAAAGAUCAGCCACACAGAUACCGAGGAGGCCGCCAGCUGCCAGAGUUGUGGCGGUUCGGGCUGCGCGCCCUGCUCCCUGUGUCACGGCAGCAAGCUGUCCAUGCUGGCCAACCGCUUCAACGAGUCCAUCAGCGACCUGCGUUGCCAAGCCUGCUACCCCCACGGUCUGGAGAAGUGCCAGUCCUGCUCCAGUAAAUAGCACCAUUUGGCCGACACCCCUUGUCUGACAAGAGAAAAAAAAAAAAAGCACUACAAGGAGACAUAAGCCAUCGCUGGAAAAGGGGAAUCGGGACGGUGCAGCGGGUACAAAAAUCAUAACUUACAAUUUCUGUGUGCAGUGAACGUGACUCGAGAUAACACAAAAUGCAUAAUCACCUUUUUUUUUUUUUUUAAGUUUUUUUUGCAUCUUUACCCCUCUUCCUGAUAAAAAAAAAAAAAAGUUCCACAACAGAGUUAUCUUUUUAAUUAAAAAGAUACAACAUUUCAAGGUUGUUUUUAUCAACAGAAAAAGCUGCUCCCCAUCCUAUCUCGGCAGUCUAUUCAGCAGAGAGAGGAUGAAACCUUUAUCAUUUCGGUGCGAUGAGACUAAUUGAUGCUUUCA